UACUGCUCAUUCAGUAACGAUCGUUUUCUUGGCUCUUUGUCUUUGCCUGGGUGUUGUUGAGUUGUAUAUUAUAAAUAUGUUCACUCACUGCGUAACUUUAAUUUAGAGAUGGAGUCUAAGAGGAAAUUCUCAUCCAAUUCCAUAGCCUAUGAAAAUGGAGCCAUCUCUAAAUUGCAUCCUCAAAGAAGACUAAAUGCCAGGACAAUGGAUUUAUUUUAUUUCAUACAGAGGGAUUCGUUUAAGCAUUGUUAUUCAUAUGCUUUUUAUACCAAAGGAAAGAAAAACCGUGAUAAUCGCAUCGGAAUUAUCCACCUGCGAAAUGAUGGAUUAUCCACAAAGUAGAUGACGCUGUCUGCCUACAUGGAUCUCAGGGCGCAAUGGGGAGGCACCGUUGACUUGAGCAUAACGACCAUCAUUUCGUCAUCAUUUGUAACCAUAGAGCAUGAAUUACCUCUUGAAGUCAUCAGUGAGAAUUUACGACUGGUCAACAAAGGCACGUGAUUCCCGAGCGCUCUCCCAUAUUUGGCCGCAUACCUGGCAAAGUACAGUAGGCUUCAUUGCUAUAAUUCAUGAUUACAUCAUAAAUCGAAAAGAGAGGAUUAUAGUGACAAAGAUCUGCAAAUCGAGCCUUUAAAAACAAGCAAAUGAGCUCUUACUUUGUUAACUCCUUUUCAGGGCGCUAUCCGAAUGGCUCCGACUAUCAGUUACUAAAUUAUGGGAAUAACGGCGCUGUGAACGGUACGUUCAGGGACCCUGGCACCAUGCACUCCGGGUCGUUCGGCUGCAACUACAAUGGCAUGGACCUAAGCGUUAAUCGCACUAACACUGGUAGCCACUUCGGGGCUGUCGGAGAUGACACCCGUGUUUUCCCGUCCACGGGCCCGGACGCCCGGUACAGACAGCCGACCUGCUCGCUCUCAUCUCCAGAUCCCCUGCCUUGCGCCAACCACGAUUCUUUGGAACUAAAAAAAACCUCUCCUCCAUCUGACCGGAGCACGACCUCAAGCAUCAACAAUAAUCUCAACAAAGGCAGCAACAGUCAUUUUACAGAGAUAGAGGACACCGGCGUUGUCUCUGAGUCCGAGGAAGGCGCACACACAAGCAGUUCCAGCAACACCGCUGCCCGGGCGAUACAACCACAACAGGAAUCCAACGCAACCUCCACGACGACGUCAAACGAUUGCCAAACGCCACAAAUAUUCCCUUGGAUGCGGAAACUGCACAUUAACCAUGAAAUGGCUGGACCGGAUGGGAAAAGGGCCCGAACAGCGUACACCCGCUACCAGACGCUAGAGCUGGAGAAAGAAUUUCACUUCAAUAGAUACCUAACCCGGAGGAGGAGAAUAGAAAUAGCCCAUACGUUGUGCCUCACGGAACGACAAAUAAAAAUCUGGUUCCAGAAUCGAAGGAUGAAAUGGAAGAAGGACAAUAAACUCAAAAGUAUGAGUCUGGUUACCGGAGGUAGCGCGUUCCAUAACUGAGCUCGAACUGCAAGUGAUAAUUAGGGGGAUAUCCGGAGUGUAAGCUACACGCAGCACCUUUCGGCAUGUUGUGAUUUUAGACGGAAAAAUAUUCUGUGGUAUUAAACAGACGUUUUGUUUUCAUUGUGUUAUGGUAGCCCGUAGUUCUUUGGAAAUAGAUUGGGAAAAACGUUAAAGACUCAUUGUCGAAGGGCAGGCUAUAUAAGUAAUGUGCUCUGUUUUCCCUCUUGAAGGUUGUCAUGUUUCACGUGAGCUCUUAUAUUGUGUAACUUCUAAACAGUCAUAACAGGUGUAAAGUGUACAGUAGGCUAUAUGUUUCCAAACCGUAUGCUGCUCUUCAAAGAAUGUAAACCUUGAUGGGACCAUUCAAAGCGCUUUAGUGUAGCCUAAGUUUUAAUGCUGUAUUUAUGCUUGAUUAUCGUGGUCAGAGCCUUAUGUUUGAAAAUACAGUUAAUCUGUUACUUAGCCGAUCACAUGUUGUGCACAAAUGUCAAUUAUAAUUGUUUAAAACUAAGUACUUACUAUUUGUUGCAUCAAAAUGUAAAUGCUUCAAUUAGUGGACUGGAGAGGGAGUGCUAUUCUAUGGAUUUUACGGAACAGUGAUGGUAAACACUUUGCCAAUUAAGCUUUUUGUAUUUGUAUGUGAAUCUAUAGAGCUGGAAUUAAAGUUUCUCUUCAUCGCUUGA
This is a messenger RNA of Esox lucius (northern pike), 2167 nucleotides long. RefSeq names its product homeobox B5b (gene hoxb5b). The transcript is spliced from 3 exons. The coding region runs from base 645 to 1481 and encodes 278 amino acids. Gene Ontology annotation, cellular component: nucleus. Gene Ontology annotation, molecular function: RNA polymerase II cis-regulatory region sequence-specific DNA binding; DNA-binding transcription factor activity, RNA polymerase II-specific. Lineage: Eukaryota; Metazoa; Chordata; Actinopteri; Esociformes; Esocidae. Gene Ontology annotation, biological process: regulation of transcription by RNA polymerase II; anterior/posterior pattern specification. The record is from RefSeq and is a predicted model, not a curated record.